Molecule: messenger RNA, 6710 nt
Organism: Zeugodacus cucurbitae (melon fly)
Lineage: Eukaryota; Metazoa; Arthropoda; Insecta; Diptera; Tephritidae
Exons: 1
Coding region: 4010-5140 (376 amino acids)
Biological process (GO): positive regulation of cytoplasmic translation
Cellular component (GO): cytoplasm
Molecular function (GO): translation regulator activity; single-stranded RNA binding; zinc ion binding
Source: RefSeq, a predicted model, not a curated record
UAUCUAUAAAAAACUUAAAAAAUUGGAUUAAACUUUUAAUAUUUUUUGGAUAACAUUUAUUUUUAAGAACAUUGGCUAGCUUUCGCGGUAAAUUUUGAUUUAAAUGUUGGCAUAUUUGUAUUGAUAUGCUGUUCCAGCUUUGUCGAAUCGGUUAAAACAAAUCGUUAUUAUUUUGAGUUUUUUAGUUCUUAAGACUUCGUUUAACAAUUGCUGAUAAGUUUUUAGUUGUGUUGAGAUCAGGAAUUUACGGAGGUUAGGCUAAAGCACAUUUAAAAUAUAUUUUGAUCCGAAAACAAGCUCUCCACUAACCUAAAAGUGUGUUUUGGGUCAUUGUAGUGCUGGGAACUGUAGUGGACUGGCAUAUUCUCAAGGAAAUAUGGUGCCAUUACAUUCUCCAGAAUGUAUUAUAUUGAUAUUGAUCCAUUAUCCGUUGAACACCCACAGUUGGGCCAAUACCACGACAGGAAAAGACUCCCCAAACCAUAACAGAUCUGCCACUGUGCUUUACUGUUUUCACAAUGUAACUUAGGUUUAGUAGUGUUUGGUGGACGCCUUACAUAUGAUUUUUCAUCGUAUUGGAAUAAUUUUAACUCAUAUUUGUCACUCCAGAGAACUCUAUUCCUGUAUUGGCAACAUUUCUGUAUCAUUUACUUUGCAAAUCGCUAUCGCUUCUUAAUAUUUCUUUUGCUACAAGAGUUUUUUUUGGCAAUGCACCUUUCUAUCGCCGGGGCUGAUUUUCAAAUUUCUAUAUUAAUAUGAUGUCCAACUUCUGCCUUAAUUUCACGCGAAGUCAUGAAAGGAUUGUUUUUGUUCGCCCUACAUAUUAUCCUGUCUGCUGAUAAAGUAGUUUUUCGAUGCUUAGGCUUUCCGAUAGGGAUUUCAAACUUUAUUGUUUUAUUUUUAUUCAAAUUAAUAACUCCAAAUACCCUUUUUAUAGCAAGCAAACCUUCCUGCUGUAGUCGACAUUGACAAAUUAUCCUUUUGAUAGGACUUCACAAUUAACUCUUUAAUUUUGGAGUACAUCACUUUUUUCCCUCAUUCUAAAAACCAAAACGUAUUUAGUUGUUUCCGGAUCACUCACUAAUUCACUUUAUUGCGUUAAGUUCAAGAAAAUCCAAGAAAAUAAUUAAAAAACUCCGCGUUUCUAAUUGUGUGACCAGCUAAAAAACACAGACCGGGAAAGAAUUUUAUUUUUUUUAGUAACAAGUCAGCAAAUAGUCACGUGUUUAUUUACCAACAACGUUCAAUAACUACAAUAUGAAUGAAUGCUCAGAAUUUACACUUCGCGUAUUGUAAAAACUUUACAGUGAUUUGAUUUUUUCAAAAAUGUCGUUUCUAAAAGCCACCACUGUAUAUAAAAAUUUUGUGUCACAUUGUUUGUCCGGGAUUCGCGCCUUAUCUACUGAACCGUGUGCAGUUUGAUUCCACUUGGGAGAUAAAAUAGUUUUCAUUAAAAAUAUUAGUCGCAAUGUCCUUUCGUCUGUUCGGUCAGUCAUUUGGUCAAGCAAUAACUUAGUAAAUUCGUAAAUUGGAGCGGCACAGCACGAAAUAAAUUCUUUAUAAAGUCCACCAAAGCUGACGAAAAACUUAACUAAGGUAAAUUUUAUAGUAAAAAAAAAUUAGAGAACUUCACACAAAAAUGCGGUAUGGGCGUGUCACUGACCACUACCUAUUUGAUCAACAUUGGGUGCAUAAUAUUAUUUUGCCAUUCUUAAGGGAAGAAAGCGAUUAUAUCAAACAAUUUCUGAUCUAUUGUUGAAGAAUAAAAUUAAUUAAUACAGAUUUUGCCCGAAUAUCCAAAAUAAUUACUUCGAUCAUAACUGGUUCAGUAAUCCGGUUACUUGAUCAGCAAAAUACUUCGGCGUUGUUUAUAAUUUAAUUUAUAAUUUUAAAUAAUUAGUGACUCCCUAAAAAAUUUCACUUUAUCAAAUAGUUAACUAGAAUAUAAUAUAUCGUACACCUUAUUCACAGCUAGUUAUAAUUUAUAAUGACAUAAUGAAGUCAACAGUUGCAUAGGCUUUGAGCACAUCUUUAGUAUAAUUGUUCUUACAUUUAUUAAAUUUCCGUCCAUUUAGUAGAAAUCAACUUAAUUAAUGAUAUGUAAUUUGUGGUAAUACAUACUUACAUUUUUAUACUCUCACAACAAAGUUGCUAAAGAAAGUAUGUCAAUCAUUUCCAACUGCUGCUUUAUUUAAACAGCACAUACGUUAAAUUCGUAAUAUCAACCACAGCAAUUCGAAAAAUCAGUCACCUGCAUAAAUAGCCACAAUUCAUUGCAAAUCGUUAUCACCUUAAAAUCACUUUGGAAUUUCUGACAAAUGUACUCAUGUAAUUUCCAAGAAGAUGAGAGCAAAUGCUAUUCGACACGCCUACUUAAACAACAAAAUAACACAUAUAAAAUAAUUUUAUGUACAAAUAUUUGUUUUUCUUGCUCUGAAGGUAGCGAUGGUAUGAGGACAAAUAUAAGCAAUGGCGUAAACGUGACAAAUCAUGUAAAAUUUCACAGGCAAGUGAAAAACGUGAGGUGUGUUGUUUAAUGAAUUGAAUGUAAGGUAAACAAAAUGAACAUGAAUGAGAUCACUAAUUUAUGAAGAAGGGAGGACGAGACGAAUUAUAAGUAAGCGUAGUUAUCAUAUAUAAAUGUAGAAAUAAGACUUUGAGAACAGAUACAUUAAUAAUAACUAAUAACUUUACUUUAACGAAAAUACGACCUACAACACUAAGCCGAACGAAAUAUAGAAAUAUGAGAACAGAUACUUUAACGAAAAUGCGACCUACAACACUGACCGAACGAAAAAAAGACGAAACUGAACGAAGCGUCAGAACGCUGCGCUUGCGUUUUUUUCAUUUGUCAAAUAAAGUUUAAUUUUUAAUUGAUUUUAAAAGUAUUGCGUUUUAUUAAAAACGCAACCAAGAAGAGAAUGCAGUCUAAUUUCCAGGAAUAAAGGACCCGCAGCAGUAUGAAGACUACAAAUUGGGGGCUCAGCCAGGAACCGAAGUUAAAAGGAAAACGUUUGUAUAAUAUAAUGUAAAAUAUGUAUUUUAUAAAAGCAACCUAAAAAAGUGAAAAUAUGUUCAAUUAAAGAAGAAAUAAUAAAAAUUUUAAAAUUAAUAAGAAGAAAGAAAUGUUUUAUAAAAGCAACCUAAAGAAGUGAAAAUAUGUAUAAUUAAAGAAGAAAUCAGAAAAAAUUUUCAAAUUAAGAAGAAGAAACAAAAUGAAGAGAAACAAUUAAAGAUCGAAAGAAGAAACAUUUUCAAAUUAAAAAGAAGAAACAAAACGAAGAGAAAAUAUAAUUAAAGAAGGAAAGAAGUAAUAAGAAACAAGAAUCAUUUUCAAAUUAAGAAGAAGAAAUAAAACGAAGUGAAAAUAUAGUUAAAGAUCGAAAGAAGAAACAUUUUCAAAUUAAGAAGAAGAGAAAAUAUACUUAAAGAAGAAAAGAUGCAAUAAGAAACAAGAAACAUUUUCAAAUUAAGACGAAGAAACAAAAUGAAUUUGUAAAGCAAAGAAAUAGUAGUAUUUGUAAAAGACAAAUAAGAAGUGGAUAUUAUAAAAAGAAAUAAAAGAAAACAAAAAGUUACGGAAUAGAACAAAAGAGGAAGUUAAGCACUGUAAAAGUGUAAAGAAUUUACAAAGAAGAGAAGAAAUUUGUCAAGAAAAGAAGUUUGUUAAGAAAAGAAAUAGAAGUAGUAGUAUUUGUAAAAGAUAAGAAGUAAAAAUUAUAAGAAGCAGUACAGCAUUGUAAAAGAGAAAAAGAAAUUGCAAACAAAAAGAAAUAAGAAAGAACACAUAUGAAAGAUUAAUUAAACAAUUAAAUAUGAUGAAUGUUAUAAAUAUGUUAAAAUUAAAAACGAGUACAAAAGAAAUAAGCUGUAUGUAAUUAAAGUUAAAAUUAUAUCAAAAUCAUUUGAAUCGAAACUAACAUUUGAAUGAAUCUAAAUACUACACACUAUUAAUAAGUGAAUUUUAUAUUGUUAACAUUAUAUAUUAUUACAUAUUGUUAUAAACAAAAUGGACCUAAACGAAAUAAUGACUUUAACAGUUACCGGACUGAAAGAGAAGUUGAGGGAAUUGGGUAUUUCGACUACAGGUCAAAAACGUGACCUUCAGGAGAGACUUCUUCAACACUAUGACUUAUCGGGAAAUAGGGCUAGUGACGAAGAGUUCAAUCACUCAAUUUACGAAGACGUAAGUGGAACCAGCAACUUAAGGUCAUCACAGUAUAUCGUACAGCAACAACAGUUUACUUUAAAAGAUUUAGGAGAUUGUGUCAAAAAUUUUUCAGGAGAAGGGUCCGUAGAUAUACGAGGGUGGGUAAGAGAAUUUGAAAAUAACGCUGAAAUCGUUAAAUGGAAUAACCUACAAAGAUUUGUUUAUGGCAAACAGCUUCUUCGUGGCGCCGCUAAGCUUUUUAUUAGGAGUCAGAAUAAUAUUAACGGUUGGGAAGCUUUGAAGUUAUCAUUAAUUAAUGAGUUUGGUUGCAAACUAUCUUCGGCAGAUGUACAUAGGUUAUUGAAAAAUCGCCGCAAACAAGCAAAUGAAACUUUUCGAGAAUACUUGUAUCAUCUCAUGGAGGUAGGCAAACAGAUUAGUCUAGACGAAGCAAGCAUUAUAGAUUAUUUUAUAGAAGGGGUUCCAGAUACCAAGUUCAAUAAGGCAAUUUUGUAUCAAGCUAAGAAUAUAGAGGAACUAAAAGAACAAAUCAAAAUUUAUGAAAAGAUAAGGAAAUAUAACUCAGGGAUAGGAAAGAUUGUAAAUGAUACAUCUUCUAAUAAGCCAAAAGAAGAGUUAGUUAAAAGAUGUUUCAAAUGCGGAGACAAAUCACAUGUAGCAGCUCAAUGCCCACAAAAACAAUAUAAAUGUUUUAAAUGCAAUGAGAUGGGGCAUCGUUCGUUUGAGUGCAAAAUUAACAAAGGCAAAGGAUCUAGAGAAGUUAAAAUCGAAUCAAGCAUAAACACUUUAGGGAAUACAAGUUUCCAGCCAGUCGUUAAUGAAGAAUUACAUUUCAAAACAGUUACUUUAAACGGGUUUAGAUUCGAAGCUCUAAUUGAUUCAGGGUGUUCACUAAAUCUAAUACAUUACGAUACGUUGAUACUAAGUGGGCUUAAACCCAUAUUAAGUAAUGAGAAAAGAAAAUUGUGAUUGAAAUUGUGUGCGAUUGAGACAAUUGGAAGUUUUGAUGCAUUUACGCAUAUAGAUGAGUUAUUGUUAAAAGUCAGAUUUCAUGUAGUCAGAGAACAAGAUAUUCAAUUUGCAAGUAUGAUAGGAAAGGCUAUCUUAAAAGACGUAGAUAUUGUUUUAACAGAAGAGAAAGUAAUAUUUAAGAAAAAAGAUAACUCGAGAGAUUAUAAAUCAGAUAGAUCAGAAUUGAGGCAGGAUUUUAAACAUGUUAUGAAGCAAGAACGAAAGGCACCUAUGGAAGCAGGAAAUAAGUGGAUUAAGGAAUUUGAUGCAAUGAGUUUAAAUGAAAGAAAAGAUGAGACUACAUUGAAUUUAGGACAUUUGAAUGUGGAACUAGCAGGAGAAGUUAAAAAUUUAGUUGAUAAAUACAAAUCAUCAGGCAAAAGUAUAUCACCCGUUAAGAUGGAAAUUGUUUUGACAAAUGAAAUCCCUGUAUAUCAGCGACCAAGACGUUUACCAAUCGAUGACCGUAGUUUUGUCGAUAAACAAAUAGAAGAUUGGUUGAAAGAGGGAAUAAUACAAUCAAGCUCUUCCAAUUAUGCUUCUCCGGUAGUGGUAGUUCCUAAAAAAGAUGGAGACAGACGCUUAUGUUGUGACUAUAGACAAUUAAAUAAAAAAAUCGUAAGGGACAAUUUUCCAAUGGUUGUAAUGGACGAUGUCUUAGAUAGUCUACAAGAGGGGCGAGUUUUUACAACGUUAGAUUUAUCGAACGGAUUUUUCCAUGUGCCAGUUGAUUCACAAUCUAGGAAGUUUACUGCUUUCGUUACGCACAAUGGUCAAUACGAGUUUUGUGUUGUUCCAUUCGGUAUUUCAAACUCACCUGCUGUCUUUUGUCGUUAUGUUAAUGCUGUUUUUCGAAAGCUAAUCCAGAAAGGAACUGUUAUCACAUAUAUGGACGACUUGAUUAUCCCCGCAAUAGACGAGGUUGAGAGUAUUGAAAAACUAAGAGAAGUUUUAGAAGUUAGUGAGUCGUACGGGUUAAAGAUUAAAUGGAAAAAAUGUCAAUUUCCUCAACGAAGUGUUGAAUUUCUUGGGUACAUAGUGGGAAAUGGUACCAUAAAAAUAUCGGAAGAAAAGACGACUGCAGUACAAAAGUUUCCUCUUCCGUCCGACAGGAAAAUGUUACAAAGGUUUUUGGGGUUGACGUCAUAUUUCCGACGAUUUGUAUUAGACUAUGCAACGAUAGCUAGACCUUUGUCGGACCUUCUAAGAAAAGAUUCGGUUUUCAAGUUAGGCGAAGAGCAAAUCGCAGCUUUUCAACAACUAAAGGCUAAUUUACAAAAAGCACCUAUAUUACAGUUAUUUUCACAAAAAGCAGCUACUGAGGUGCAUACAGAUGCCAGUAAAUGGGGGUAUGGGGCAUUUUUGUUACAAAAAAAUUCGGACGAUCAGCUUUUACAUCCGGUACAAUAUAUGAGCCGGAAAACAAAGCCGGUGGAAGAGAAUUAUCCUGCGUAUGAGUUAGAGGUACUGGCAAUCAUAGAGGCCUUAAAGAAAUGGAGAAUAUACCUAUUAGGUAUACACUUCAAAA